GUGAAAACAAGCAGGACCAUAUGAAACGUCCGCCAUCAAAUGGCUACGCCUGGUGUAGUUUCCACGGACGGGGCGAGCUUCAGUACUCCUGGAAUGCAAAAGAUGACUUCCUCUGAGCGAUAACAGCCUCAAGUUUUCUGGGUGUGGUGCAACAAGAUUUGCAAACCUGGAUUUGGGGAUUUUCUGCCAUUCUUCUCUGCAGAUCCUCUCAAGCUCUGUCAGGUUGGAUGAGAACCAUCGGUGGACAGCUAAUUUCAGUUUCCUUCAACCCUGACCAGUCCCUGCCACUGAAAACCCCCCACAUAGCAUGAUUCUACCACCAACAUGAUUCACCGUUGUGAUGGGUCUGAGCAUCACAGGUUCAUCCCAGACAAACAAAAGGACCAUGGGCCACCGAGGAAUUGACCCCACUGGAGAGACCACUUAUAAAAAGACCACAUCAUCUGCCCUGAAAGGCGCCAUUCAGCUGGGCAUCACACACAGUGUUGGAAGCUUGAGCCAGAAGCCAGAGAGAGAUGUGCUCAUGCAGGACUUCGAAGUGGUGGAAAGCAUCUUCUUUCCCAGCCAAGGCAGUAGUUCCACUCCAGGCCAUCACCAUGGUGACUUCAAGUUUAAAACCUAUGCCCCCAUUGCCUUUCGCUACUUCAGAGAGCUGUUCGGAAUUCGACCUGGUGACUACCUGUACUCUCUUUGUAAUGAACCCCUUAUUGAGUUAUCUAAUCCUGGAGCAAGUGGUUCUCUGUUCUACGUCUCAAGUGACGAUGAGUUUAUCAUUAAGACAUUGCAACACAAGGAGGCCGAAUUCUUGCAGACACUCCUACCGGGAUACUUCAUGAACCUGAACCAGAACAUGCGUACCCUGCUUCCCAAGUUCUACGGGCUCUACUGUGUUCAGGCCGAGGGAAAGAACAUACGAAUUGUAGUAAUGAACAACCUGCUUCCCUGUGCUGUGCCCAUGCAUCUUAAAUACGACAUGAAGGGCUCCACAUGUAAGCGUCGUGCUUCGCCCAAAGAGAGGGCUAAGAAUGUGCCUACAUACAAGGACCUAGAUUUCAUGCAGGACAUGCCCGAUGGCAUAAUGCUGGAGAGUGACCACUACAGCGCCCUCUGCAGAACCAUACAGAGAGACUGUCGGGUUCUUCAGAGCUUUAAAAUCAUGGACUAUAGUCUUCUAGUGGGUAUCCACAACUUGGAUCGGGCAGGUGAAGAUGCAUCUACUGCAGUGCUUGAUACCCAGAAAAAGGCACCAAUCCAGAAGCCCCUUUACUGUACAGCCAUUGAGUCUAUUCAAGGGGAGGCCAUGGGAAAGACACAACCACAGCCCUAUGAAAGCAUGGGAGGAAUUCCAGCAUUCAAUUCAAAAGAAGAAAGAUUGCUGGUUUUCAUUGGCAUCAUUGAUAUCCUGCAAUCUUAUAGGCUUAUCAAGAAGUUGGAGCACUCAUGGAAAGCUCUGCUGCAUGAUGGGGACACUGUAUCUGUGCACCGGCCGAGUUUCUAUGCAGAUCGUUUCCAAAGGUUUAUGUGCUCCACAGUCUUCAAGAAAUCUCCAUUGAAAACAUCUCCCUCAAAGAAAGGUAGAGGCGGGGCUUUGUCUGUUGGAAAGAAAGCAAACAUUGCCAUGUCUGAACAGUCACAACAACAGACCCUUCCUACAGCAGCACAAACAAGCCUUGAACAAACACAGCCAGCACCCCAAGCGGCAGGCCAAACCGAGCAGACUACAUUACAGCUGUCCAGCAGUGGAGCCAUGUCCCUCAGCUCAGAGACACAGGCAGAUAUUGGUGUGCAGGCAGCUCGCCCUGACCUGCUUCCACAAGAAGUUACCGAAGAUGAGAUCACCAAUAGCUCAGUUGAUACAACCCUCUCAGCAAGUUCUCCUGUAAGCUCUUGGCCCUCCACAAACACUCACGGUCUGAGUUUUAGCAACAGAGCAGCCCAGUCAUCAGGGGAAAGUUUGGAUGUGGAAGUUGUUUCACUCAGUGAUACUGUUCCUCAAACAAGUGCCUCAGAAUGAUCGACAAUGGUUGAAAAGGACAAAAUAUAGCCCUCAAGGACAAAGAUCAUCUCUCUUAACAGGACAUCUGAACAAGUAAAAGACAAUGUAAGAAAGAGGUGGAGUACACACCUGGGGGAGUGAAAACUAGACAAUCUGGAAAAACAGUUGAUAACAAAAGAGAAAAGCGCACACCUAUAUAAGACUAUAAAGACAUGAGUAUAAUAAUAAUUAUAAUUUUUUUUUUACAUAUGUUUUUGGAGGCUGAGAGUACAGAUUCCAGUAUUGCUGCUAAGAAAUGGAACCAAAAUAUGCCACUGUAGUACCUUAACAGUGUGAUGUCACUGUUCUUACAGCUGUCCAACAGGGACAUAAAAAGCAGUGCCUUAUUUAAUAGAACUUCCUGAACUUGAUCAUGUUUUUUCACAACAAUAGUAGAUUGAGGAGAACUUUUCAUCAUGAUCCAGGAGAACAAACUGAUUUUUCAAAUACCUCAGUGAGAGAUAUUUGGUAGUAGACUUCAUUCAAUCAUGCUAUUCGAUGUUGUUUUCCCCACCUUAUUUUGCUGAGGAGACCAUUGAAAGACAAAUCUGUUGGAAUCACAUAUUAGUUACUUUGCUAUAAGGAAAAAUUAAAACUUUGUUGAUUUUCACAUUUUUCUUACAGAUUUGUUGGGAAUAUAGCUUGAUUAUGUACAAGAAAAAAAAUGUUGGAUGAAUCCAUCCAAAUCAGAUUGCUUGAACAAUCGUGUAUCAACUCUAUUUAAAACCUCAAAACGGUAAAUGGUUUUAGAGUUGGUUUUAGAAAUAUAAAUUCAAAUCCAGUACUGUAUUAUGGUAGGAAUGUGCCUUAACUGCAAGAGAAAUGUGUCCUGUCAUUAAAACAGGAUAUCUCAUACUAAGCACGGUGCCUGUAAUAGAUUGCGCAUAAUUGAAUUAUCUUUUAAGUACAAAAACACAAUAUAUAGUGAUUCUCAAAUGUCAGUCUGCCAUGUGUGACUGAUAUAUUAACACAUACCCAUUUAAUAUUAAAAAAGAAGCUUUAAAGAAGCUUAACUUGACAUUAUUUGGGAAAAGAUUAUGAGAGCAUACGGGGAAAGAUCACUUUUGUGAAAAGAGUAGCAAUGUACCUAUAAAAGACAAAUUCAGUAUUUUGGAUUGUGUGACUAAUGGCUUUGAGUUUUUGUUUAGCAAUGCAUUUAACCCUUGUGCAUCCUUGUGGACAUUUUUGGCUUUUUCAGUUUUGUUUUUUUGAUAACUUUAUCUGUGUUAAUGGUAACUGCAUAAAAUUUUCCACAGGUGUGAAUUUUUAUUGGAAUUUUAAUAUUUCACCCUAUUUUCUUUAAAAAAAAUAUUUUUUGCACUAGUUACACAAAAUACUCCCUGCUCCAAAAUACUCCUUAGCGUCGUUUUGGACAAAAAUGGCACAUUGAAACCCAUUAAAACUGCGAUUUUUAAUCCCAGUGACAUUUAACUAUAAAAUUAUGCAAUCUUGUUUAACAUGCUUUCAUUAUGUUGGCAAGGCUUCAAAAUUUACAUUUUAAAUAUUUUUUAUCAGAUCGUGCCAUUUUUUUCAGGUUUGGCAUAUAGCGCUUUUGUUGUUGUUUUCUGCUGUUUUUGGCUUAUGCAUAUUGUAGAGCCAAUUAGAUUCAUUAUGAAUAUAUAAUUGUGUGAGUGUGUUGGUAUGGAUUUCAGAGUGUGGUUUGUAUGUGUCUGAGGCUCUAAUAAUAAAAAUAAAAAAAAUUCUGUUUAGCAUUUAUUAAAUUGAAAAUAAUUAUAAUUAUUAUAUUUUUUAUAAAAAACAACAGUGGCAUUAUGUAAACAAACUGGCGUUUAAAGUGUUAAAAUUCUGAAAAUAAAUGAAUGUUUGGUAACUAUGAUUAGAACUGAUGCUGGUUAAAA
This is a messenger RNA of Xyrauchen texanus (razorback sucker), 3894 nucleotides long. RefSeq names its product phosphatidylinositol 4-phosphate 5-kinase type-1 alpha-like. The coding region runs from base 341 to 2014 and encodes 557 amino acids. Gene Ontology annotation, biological process: phosphatidylinositol metabolic process. NCBI's taxonomy places the organism in Eukaryota, Metazoa, Chordata, Actinopteri, Cypriniformes, Catostomidae. The record is from RefSeq and is a predicted model, not a curated record. The transcript is spliced from 17 exons. Gene Ontology annotation, molecular function: phosphatidylinositol kinase activity.